This is a messenger RNA of Cololabis saira (Pacific saury), 1473 nucleotides long. RefSeq names its product programmed cell death 2 (gene pdcd2). Gene Ontology annotation, cellular component: cytoplasm; nucleus. The record is from RefSeq and is a predicted model, not a curated record. Lineage: Eukaryota; Metazoa; Chordata; Actinopteri; Beloniformes; Belonidae. The coding region runs from base 81 to 1157 and encodes 358 amino acids. The transcript has 8 exons.
GACGGCUAAAGCAGGGGCUCCGUGUUUUCAGAGAGGCCAGUAAAGUUGCGUGACCAUUGGACUUUAAGAUAAAUAAUAAGAUGUCUUCGGCUGAGGUAGUGUUGGGUUUCCUGGAGGAGGCGGAGCCGUGGCGGCUUCGGUCGCCACAGUUCCCCAGUAAGGUUGGAGGGAAGCCGGCGUGGCUGAGCCAGGCAGGGCUGCCCUCCCAGUCCGCGCUGGAGUGUGAGAUGUGCCAUCAACCCCUGGUCUUCCUGCUGCAGGUGUAUGCACCGAUACCUGGUCAGGAAAGAAGUUUCCACAGAACCCUCCUCCUGUUCUGCUGCAAAACCCCUGACUGUUAUUCUCGCAACGACAGCCGAUGCAUGAAAGUUUUCAGAAAUCAGCUGCCCAGGAGAAAUGAGUUCUACCCCUUCGAGCCUCCUCCAGAGGAUGAACCACCCAGUGGUCCAGAGGAGGAUUGUGUGCUGUCUGUAUCUGGAAUUAAACUGUGUUGGGUAUGUGGUUGUCCCGGGAGCAAAACCUGCUCCCGCUGUCACGCCGUAACCUAUUGUGUCAAACACCACCAGACUCUCCACUGGAAACACUCUCACAAAAGAGAGUGCUGCAGCCCAGGUACAGAGGCAUCCAUUGUCACUACCUCUCCCCUCCUCUUUCCUGAGUCAGAGCUCAUCACUGAGCCGGAGGAGAAGCAAGAAAAAGAUGCAGAAGGAGAAGAUGAAGAAGAAGGCAGUAUUCAGAAAAGUGUUGAUUGCUGUUCUUUAUCAGACGCACUGGCAGAGGUAGACCUGGAAGAGAUGGCUAUGCAUGAGACUGAAGAGAACCGAGUGUUUCAGCGAUUUAAAAAGAAGAUUGCACCAGAGCCACAUCAGGUGAUACGUUACAGUCGAGGAGGGAAUCCCUUGUGGGUUUCCUCUCAGCACAUCCCUUCAGAUGAGAACAUACCACCAUGCACUUGUGGUGCCAAGAGAGCGUUUGAAUUUCAGGUGAUGCCGCAGCUGUUAAACAGUCUGUGUGUGGACUCAACCGGAGCUAGUAUCGACUGGGGGACUCUGGUGGUCUACACGUGCUCAGUGAGCUGUGACCAUGACGACCAGUACUACCCUGAGUUUAUCUGGAAGCAAGACUUCAGCUCAGAUCAACAAAGUCAAGAUAGAUAAUCCAGUUUGACACCCAUAUUCCAUUUCCAUGCAUAUUCAACUGCCGCAACCUAAAUAUUGGAAAACAUGUUCAUGGACAAUACUCUGUCUGGAUGGUCUUAGAUUACUUUUUUUGGCACAGUUGAAAAUUCCUCUCUCUGGAUAUUGACAAGUUUUCUAUGACUUCAUUAAACGUUCAUAUAUUCACGGUUAAUCAUUUUAGCCGUCUCAGUUCUUCAUAUCUUUUAUGCUGUGAGGCAACUGGAGCAAGUGACCAGAAAAAGAAAAGAGGAACAUGACCCCGUGCUGCACUACUACAAAAUAAACAGCUUUUACC